This is a messenger RNA of Penicillium daleae, 372 nucleotides long. RefSeq lists its product as uncharacterized. The transcript has a single exon. NCBI's taxonomy places the organism in Eukaryota, Fungi, Ascomycota, Eurotiomycetes, Eurotiales, Aspergillaceae. Bases 1 to 372 code for a protein of 123 amino acids. The record is from RefSeq and is a predicted model, not a curated record.
AUGACAUGGUUUGAUAUCUGCGUCUUCGUCAUUAACCAAUCUGCGCAGAGCUUCACGCCUGAUGACGCAGCCUCUCGGUAUAUCCGCUGCGUUCAGCGGCCUAACCAGAGGAUUCGAGACUUUGCUUUAUGGGUUCAGCAAUUUGCGCCGCACUAUCGAAGACCUGGCUGGGAUGAGCUCAGGCAUUUGUACGAUCGUGCCUCACCUGCUAUCAAGAACCGGGCGCGCAAGGAUUGGAAAGAUUUCUCCUACUUGGCUCCCUUUGUGGACUACCUGGAAGCUGUUGAAAACACUUCUCCAGAUACACCAAAGGACAAAGGAGCCGACAAUACAUUGUUUAUGGUGCCACGAAAGCGGGGCCGGGAAGAUUGA